GUGACUAAUUCCGUGGAAUCUACGUCUUGAGUGAGCGUAAGUGUUAUCGAAAAUCAAACUUCAUCUGAGUCGAAAUGGCCCGUACUAAGCAAACUGCCCGCAAGUCGACUGGAGGAAAGGCGCCCCGUAAGCAGCUGGCCACGAAGGCUGCCCGCAAGAGCGCACCGGCUACCGGCGGUGUGAAGAAGCCGCAUCGCUACCGCCCGGGUACGGUGGCUCUUCGUGAAAUACGUCGGUAUCAGAAGUCGACCGAGCUGCUGAUUCGCAAGCUGCCAUUCCAGCGUCUGGUGCGUGAGAUCGCUCAGGACUUCAAGACCGAUCUCCGCUUCCAGAGCUCCGCCGUGAUGGCACUGCAGGAAGCUAGCGAGGCGUACCUCGUCGGCCUGUUUGAGGACACCAACCUUUGCGCCAUCCAUGCGAAGCGAGUGACGAUCAUGCCCAAGGACAUACAGCUGGCUCGCCGUAUCCGUGGCGAACGUGCUUAAGCAGUUUUGCUGAACAACAGCUCACUCAUCAACAAACGGCCCUUUUCAGGGCCAC
Molecule: messenger RNA, 540 nt
Organism: Anopheles stephensi (Asian malaria mosquito)
Lineage: Eukaryota; Metazoa; Arthropoda; Insecta; Diptera; Culicidae
Product: histone H3
Exons: 1
Coding region: 75-485 (136 amino acids)
Cellular component (GO): nucleosome
Molecular function (GO): DNA binding; protein heterodimerization activity; structural constituent of chromatin
Source: RefSeq, a predicted model, not a curated record